AUGACAAUCCUCAGCAAGACCCUCCUCACUAUCACCAGCCUCGCCACCUCUGUCGGCUGCUUCCUCGCCGACUGGAACGAAACCCACAUCUACAACGACCGCUGGCCCCCACACGCCAAGUUCCACAAUGGGCAGACCAUGUCCAUGGGCGCCCUGCUCGGCCUCAUCACUGCAUUCUACACCUUCCGUCCUGCCCGCUCGCCCGAGCUGCGCAGCCAUGACCUGGAUGUGGUCGCCUGGGUCGGGGCGCUGUACUGGGUGACGCAGCUAUCCGCCUUCUUCUACCCUGGCAGUUUGGCGGUGGACCCGGAGUUUGGGACCGGAGCGCCGCAGCUCUAUGUCUGCGCAGGCGCGUUGUCGCUGUUGGCGGUAGGGGUGUGGUUGGAGAAGGGUGCUUUGGCGCGGAGGGCGAAGAGGGAUUAG
Penicillium chermesinum is the source of this 423-nucleotide messenger RNA. RefSeq lists its product as uncharacterized. NCBI's taxonomy places the organism in Eukaryota, Fungi, Ascomycota, Eurotiomycetes, Eurotiales, Aspergillaceae. The record is from RefSeq and is a predicted model, not a curated record. The transcript has a single exon. The coding region runs from base 1 to 423 and encodes 140 amino acids.